Messenger RNA from Penicillium angulare, 1146 nucleotides. RefSeq lists its product as uncharacterized. The coding region runs from base 1 to 1146 and encodes 381 amino acids. The record is from RefSeq and is a predicted model, not a curated record. NCBI's taxonomy places the organism in Eukaryota, Fungi, Ascomycota, Eurotiomycetes, Eurotiales, Aspergillaceae. The transcript is spliced from 2 exons.
AUGGCUUCCCGACGAAAAGUCGCCCGCUCUGACGCAUCAUCUAUCGCGAGACGUGCCCAAGUCGCUCUUCUGUUCCUCGAUGCCGCAGAUCUUGAAUCAGCUGCAGACUCAGUCGCUCUCAAAAGAUCUCUCAGUUUGACCUCAGUUAUAUCAACUCGGUCCUCUUUCGCCCGCCGCUUUCAGAGUGCGCGUUUUCGACCCCAUCUUCAGCUAGUGAACCAAAUCGGCAGUGGCCUCCAAGGUGCCGUCUUUGAAAUCGUUGGAAAGACCUAUGUCCUCAAGAAAGAAAGUCCAGGAAACGAAUUACGACCAUCGAAUCUCCAGUCCGAGUACAAGAUGCAUUGUGAUGUUUCUGCGGCUUUUGAACUUCACCAAACCUCGACUCAGAGCAUCGUCCAUGUUCCCAAACCCCAUGAUUUCAUCCUCAAAACUCAAGAUGAAGCUUUCUGGACUAAAAUAUUACCCAAAAUCCCCCAGGACUACUGCACUCGUGGGAAUGUUGUCACAAUGGAACGGAUCCUGCCGUUACCAAAGGUUGUACGGAAAGCGAUAAUCACCUUUUUCUGUGGUCGUUCCUGGAAUCUCAACGACACCGAAGUCGAGUAUCUUCUCAACAACCCCCAAAACAAACAUUGUCUUGCCCGAGUUUAUUUGGGUAAAGUCAAUGGUUCAAUCCGGCGAGAGAAUCCAGCCCCGUUGCGAAACUUCCCGCUCUAUCUCGACUGGAUGGAGGAACUGGGCAUCGAUACCGUUAUGCUUUCUCAGGAAAUGGGUAAGGCGUAUGCAACUUUGCACUGGGGUGCUGCCAUAAAUGGCGACGAUGUGGAGUUUGUACUUGGAACAUCGGCGACAAGGAAUUAUGGAACGCUCAUUGAGUCUCCAGACCUUCAUCACCGUACCAUCGGACUCUAUCUUCUCGACUUUGGUCAAUGUGAAGAGGUUGACUUAAAGCAGGAUUGUGAUACCGUGUACCAAGCAUUAAAAGGCGCUAUGGUAUUGGGUGAUAAUCAACUGUUCGUUCCACGUGCAUCCACUAGCCCGCCAUUGUUCGAAGCUUUCAAGAAAGGAUACAUCGAUGCUGGCACUGCCAUACUAUCUGCCAGGAAACUUAAUAAAAAGUUCAACCUGGUCGAUUUUAUGAAGUAA